Messenger RNA from Eruca vesicaria subsp. sativa (arugula), 1134 nucleotides. The record is from the annotation of a GenBank genome assembly. Lineage: Eukaryota; Viridiplantae; Streptophyta; Magnoliopsida; Brassicales; Brassicaceae.
AUGGAUCCGAUUGCUGCAGUGAAAGAUGGAUUUAACCAAGUUACUAAAAGACAAAAGCAUUACCACUCCACUUCCCAAUUUGUCAUUGAUCAAGCUUUUGAAGGAUUCGUAGACUCAAUGGUUCAGAUCCUAACCAAGAACGACCUCAAAACAGUUCUUAACGAGCUGAAGCUUAAGCUUGACUCUCUUUCACCUAUUAACCAGCUCCAAGAAUCACAAAAGGAAUGUAACACCAGUCUCACAAAGUUUGAGAAAGCUCUUGGAAAAUCUGAUAUGUUUCCAGCCUCCAGAAGCAUUGAUUUGGAUCACAAACUAGUUGAGAAGAUGCUUGUCGAGUAUUUUUACCGACAAGGGUUGUUUGAAGUUGGAGAUUGUCUGGUUAAGGAAGCUGAAGUAGAAGUAGAUGAUUCACUAAGUAGAGCUCUUGAAAUCCACCGAGUAACCCAGCCAUUGAGACAGAAAGACAUAGAGCCUGCGAUGAGAUGGAUCUCUGAGAACAGCGAGAAGCUGAAGGAAAACGGUCCAAAACUGGAGCUGGAUCUCAUAAGUUUAAAGUACUGGGAGAUGUUAAGACAAGGCAAGAGUUCUGAUGCUUUGAGGUUUGCAAAAACUCAUUUCCCGAAGUAUGCUACACUCUACACUGGAAAGAUACGGAGGCUUAUAGUUGCUCUCUUAUGGGUUAAAGAUCUUGAGAACUAUCCUCAUGCAGAGGAGAUGUUUUCAAUGUCUUGGCACAAGACAAGUAAAGAGCUAACCAAACAAUACUACAAUCUCUAUGACCAACCAUCUAGUUCUCAGUUAGCAGUGGCGUUAUCAGCUGGUAUACAGAGCUUACCUAAGAUUUUGAAGCUGAUUCGUGUGAUGGGUUUGAAGAAAGAAGAAUGGGAAGAGAUGAAACAGCUUCCGGUUGAUAUGGAGUUGGGAGAUGAGUUUCAGUUUCACUCGGUUUUCGUUUGUCCGGUGAGUAGAGAGCAGAGUGAUGAGGAGAACCCACCGAUGAUGAUGCCAUGUCGUCAUGUUCUUUGCAAGGAGUCAAUCUUGAGACUCUGCAAGUGCUGUAGUACUCGCAUGUUCAAAUGCCCUUAUUGUCCUGCACAGACCACAGCUGCAGCAUGUAGACAGUUAUACAUUUGA